Molecule: messenger RNA, 1398 nt
Organism: Caenorhabditis briggsae
Lineage: Eukaryota; Metazoa; Nematoda; Chromadorea; Rhabditida; Rhabditidae
Gene: Cbr-inx-11
Product: Protein CBR-INX-11
Exons: 8
Coding region: 1-1398 (465 amino acids)
Cellular component (GO): gap junction; plasma membrane
Molecular function (GO): gap junction channel activity
Source: RefSeq, a predicted model, not a curated record
AUGGUGAUGAUCGAAACGUUCCUCGGAAUGGCGAAAUACCUUUCGCCGAGAGAGGACGAUGAUUGGUCAGACCGUCUGAAUUAUCUGAUCACUCCAAAUCUCUUACUUGCAUUUUCCGUGCUCAUUUCAUUCAAACAGUUCGGCGGAAGGCCCAUCGAGUGCAUGUUUCCCAAUAAGUUUCCUGGAAGUUGGGAACAGUACGCCGAAAACUAUUGCUGGUCCCAGGACACCUACUUCGUUGAGCCAACUCAAGAUGUUUCACUUUUGAAACAAGAAGAAAGAUACACACCAGAUCGUCAGCUCUCCUACUAUCAAUGGGUGCCGUUUUUCCUUCUCCUCCAAGCCGCAUUUUUCAGAGCACCCAGUUAUCUUUGGAAGUAUUUUUCGAAUCAUUCAGGAAUCCGAAUUCAUGAAGUCGUUGAAAAAGCGAAAGAUAAUGCGAAUGUUGAAGAAGAAGUUCGUGAAAAGAACAUUGGAAUUCUUAAAAGACACCUUUCGAGUGCUCUCCGAUUUCAAGCAAAUAUGGAAUCAAAACGCGUACAAGUUCAUAAAACAGUCACUUUCUUAAACUUCCAAUACUCCUCUGGUUUCAUCUCCUGGGUCUACCUCUUCACAAAAUCCCUCUACUUCAUCAAUGUCUUUGCUCAAUUGUACUUGAUGAAUUACUUCCUCGGAACAAAUCGUCAUCAGUGGUACGGUUUUGGAGUUGUCAAGGACAUUGUCAAAGGAGAGCCUUGGGAAAGAAGUGGAUACUUUCCUAGAGCAGCUGUUUGUGAUUUUGAAGUCCGUCAAGUAGCAAACAUCCAAAGAUACUCUGUUCAAUGCGUUCUGGUCAUUAACAUUUUUAACGAAAAAAUUUUCGUACUGCUUUGGUUUUGGUACCUAAUUCUCCUUUUUGCUUCAACUGUUUCUUUUAUUCAAUGGUUCGUGGUUCUUGUGUUCCCUUGCUUCUCCAAUUGGUUCGUCAAACAACAUCUGGCUCUCAGCACUCUUCAGCAUUUCAAUCAACGAAACAGUCGACGUGAGAAUGCAGAUGUAUCGAAAUUUGUGACACAAUACUUGCAUAAAGAUGGAGUUUUUGUACUUCGAAUGGUCUCCUCGCAUGCUGGAAUUAUUUUUGCCACUGAUCUCGUGCAGGCACUUUAUGAAGCUUAUGAUUUUCAAGAUAAAAAUAAAUUGGACCAAGGAAGUCCAGUGAGUGACGAUCUUCAAACGAUCAGCACUGGUACAGGAUCAUCAAUUCGACAGAGAAAAAACAAGAAAAGCAGUAGAAUUGAGUAUAAGCCUGGAACCCCAUUCACUACAACUUUGAUGCCAGAAAAGGAUGACAUCGAAUCAAGUUCCACGUCAUCAGAAGAAGAUCAAAAGCGUGUCAGCAACGGAGUCACCAACAUUUAA